This is a messenger RNA of Homo sapiens (human), 4244 nucleotides long. RefSeq names its product arf-GAP with GTPase, ANK repeat and PH domain-containing protein 2-like. The transcript is spliced from 2 exons. Bases 462 to 1559 code for a protein of 365 amino acids. The record is from RefSeq and is a predicted model, not a curated record. NCBI's taxonomy places the organism in Eukaryota, Metazoa, Chordata, Mammalia, Primates, Hominidae.
AAGGUGUCCAGCGCCGCGACCGGCUGGUCGUCCGCCUCGGCCCCCGCCCGCGUCCCCUUUCCCCCGGGGCGCAGCGCUACGGCGGGCGCGGGCCGCCCGGCGCAUUGUUCGCAGCCUUCGCGGCGGUGCGCUGCUGACUUUAUUUGUGCGCUUUGCGUGUGCGUGAGGUUGCACCUUUUGUAGGCUGGCGAGUCUCUGGACGAGGAUGGGACGGGGGACACGGGCCCAGUUGCGGCCCUGCGCGAGCGGGACCUGUCAGCCCUGAGGUGCAGCGGACCCUCCGGCAUGGCCGGAAAAUCGAGGCCGGGGAGAAGGCAGCGUGGCCGGGAAGCUGCCGCCUUAAACCCGGACCAGUGCAGGAUUGCUUCCUGCGUAGCCGUCCCGGUUAUUGUAACACGCUUUGCAAGCUAACGACUGGGGUUUGUGAGGGGGUUUGUUUAUUUUUCUAAGUGUUUGCAAAGAUGCCGAGGUCGAGGCGGGCUGCGAGGAGACGGUCCGCGCCUACCCCCACCGCACCCUGGCCUCGGUGGGGCUGGGAGAGGGCUGGGGCUCCGGAGAAGGGGCUGGAGGUUCGCGAAGCGCGCGUCUCCAUCCCUCCGCCCCGAUGGGGGCGGGGAAGGGGUGCAGUAGACCGCGCUGGAAGAGCAGCUCUCUGGGGAGGGGUCUCCCUUGCCGCGGCAGGCGCAGCAGGCCGGGGAGGGGGGUUGCCUAGGAGAGGGGCCGGGCGGCGGAGGGGAGGGGAGGAGAGGGGGCGCGGGUGCAGCCGCCGCGCGCGCUCGCCCCUCCUCGCGCGCCAUGACUGUGGAACGUGGUGCCGGGGAGGAGGGACGGCCACCGGGGGCCGCCCGGGGCUGCUCGGCAUUGGUGCGGAAACCCGAGCCCGGAGUCGCUCCCUCGCGCUGUCUCCUCCUCCUCCUCUGCGGGGGAAACCGCUGCACCCAAACCGGGAGCAGCUGCGAGCAGGGGGCAGGGCGCGGGCUGAAAGGCGAGCCGAAGGUUCAAACCUCCGCGGCGCGGGCGGGGGCGGAGGGCAACAGCAGGACGGCCCCCAGGUCCCGAGAAGGCGUGGCAGUGGUCGGCCCAGGUGUCAGGGAACCUGGCCUGAGACCCCUGCAUUUCCAAGCUUCUUUCCUGGUCAGAGGAAACGUGAACCAAAGGUAGUUCAGCUAAACAGACCACCUCGAGCCGGGUUCGAGGCAUCUGUCUCGAGGGCAAGACAGUAUUUUUUGCACGACAGAAAGUUACACCAUCCAUUUUUUUCCGUGGGGGAAAUCAUUGCGCCCCUUCCCCCAAAAUGUCGCGCAAGAAGAAUGACCUCCCGCUACCCAGACCUUCGCCAGUGUCCCCCACCCCACCCCCACCCGGGCGCUGGGUGUGGAUUGGGCGGAGGGAGGCUAUAUGGGAGCUUAAAGCAUGAGGUCAUGAGCGGAGGAGACUGCUGCCAAAAGCACCCGAGGUUUUUGUGUUUUUUGAGGGGUAACGGUUCUCCAUCUUCAGCAGUGGAAAGUCCUCCCGCCUACCCUACCAAUUCUGGGGCACGUGGACCACAGAGUCCCUGAAAAGAGGAGGGGACCCGGGCUAUUUCGCUUAAUGAGCGUUUGGCGCGUGCCCAGCCCUUUAUGGAGCCCUUCCACAUAAGCAAAGAAAGCCGAGGGACAGCGCACAGUGUUGCGGCGACUGGGAAAGGCUUCAGAUGCUCGAUGUCCCCCGCCCUCUUUCCUCAGUCCUCGGUCAUCUUCCAAGUGGGCUGCUUUCUGCGAUAGCUUCCUGUCCCCCUCCGACCCAUUCCUCCCAAGCGACUAAAACUCCUAAUGACAUUAUUUUAAAGCCUUCAAAACCCUCUUCCAUUGCCCUUAGAAUAAAGCCAAGUUGUGAUUUCGCCUCUACAGACCUCUCUACCCGCCCAGCUCUUCCUCGGAUAUUGUAAGCCCCGUCAAGCUUUCUUUGUUCAAGGGGUGGAGGAGGGGGCGCCUAACCUUUCCCCUUCCACCUCUUCUUACUAACUCCUGCUGGACCUUCAAGAUUUGACUCAACUGUCAGUAACUUCAAGAUGCCUUCCUGAGGGUACACCCAGGUCUCUACCUCAGGGGAAAAGACCUACCCUAGGUCUCCUGGCAGCAGCGCUGUGGCCGGAGUUGGCCCCAGUGGCGGCCUUUUUCCAAGCGGAGGAGGAACAGCCAAGCUAAGCUUGACCACCGUCACCGCCCAGGGACCUGAGCGGGAGCUGGCUAGGACAAAACCUCAAAACGGGACUUGGGAAAACCGCACCACCCAGAAAACUCAGCCCCUCCACCUCCCUCCCAGCACACACACACACCCUCUUAAUCUAAAACUCCUCCCCGGGGCAGAUAAGGAACCUAUUCGGAGAGUUAAGUUAAUUGCCCCAGGUCAAUGUGGAAAUUCACAGCCUGUCUUUCCAGCUCCUAAACCAGAAGCUGCAGAGAAGGAAGGAUUUGGGAUUUGCGGCUACACAGCCAAGGACGCUUUUGUCAUCUUCAAAGGACCCCCUACACCCUACACGCUUGGCCCGCUCUGUUCAUUGCCAACAGAGUGAUGGUAAUGCCAGAUGGUUAGCUCUGCAGGCUCUGACCUUAGGCAAAUUACUUAACCGCUUGGUUCAGUUUCUUUGCCUGUAAAAUGGGAAUGAUAGUAUUCAUAUCAUAGUGUUAUUGUGAGGUUUAAAUGAGUUAUUUUAUGUAAGGCCUUAGAGUUUAAAGCAAGUUACUAAUAUUUGUGAAUAGGGUUGUGUAUCCUCCCCCGCCCCGCCCCCCCCCCACCUUCCAAAGGACUCUAGAAAAUCAGAUCCUCAGAGUCUUAGCUGAUUGAAGCAUCAGAAAAAUAUCUAUGGGGCCAGGCGGGGUGGCUCACACCUGUCAUCCCAGCGCUUUGGGCGGAUGAGGUAGGCGGAUCGCUUGAGCUGAGGAGUUUGAGACCAGCCUGGACAAUGUAGAGAGACCCUCUCCACGUUUAUUAUUAAAAAAUAAAAAAUUAGCCAGGCAUAGUGGUGCAUGCCUGUAGUCCCAGCUACUGAGGAGGCUAAGGCAGGAGGAUGGCUUGAGCCCACGGGGUUGAGGCUGCAGUGAGCAGAUUGCCCCACUGCACUCCAGCCUGGGUGACAGCGCAAGACUCUGUCUCAAAAAAUAAAAUUAUAUAUAUAGAGAGAGGGAGAGAGAGAGAGAGAAAGAGAGCACCAAAAGGACUGGGAAACACCGGCAGAUGCACAGACAAUGCAUCCCUGAUUUUACCAAUAGACUUGACUCCCAACAAUGCAUACUCUUGAAGGCAAUCCACAGGUUGAAUAAACCAAGUCCAUGAGCGCUGGGUCUGGAAUCUUUCUACAAUCAGGGUCAGAAGGAGGGUGACUGAAAUUAAAAUAUUAGCUUGGAUCUUUGAAAUCAGAGUCAGGCUGAAAAAGUCCCAAUCUUAGUUCAAAACCUGUCCUGCAUGACUGAAGCCCUCCUAGGGCUGCACAAAGUAUAAUGGAAUUAUUAUUAUUAUUAUCAUUAGAUCCUAGUCUUACCAUUCUCAGCACUUAUCCCCAUAGCAAAAGACCAUUUUUUAAUGUAAUUUAUUCUUUUGGAAUAGGUUGAAUGCAUUCACAUGGUUCCAAAUUCAAAUAAACAGCAAGAAGUCUCCCUCCCACCCUGUCUGCCACCCACUUGGUUUUCCUUCUCUGGAGGCAACCUGGGUUAGUGGUCAGAAGAUGCAUUUAACUGUUUUCCAGCUGAGGCCUUGUGAGAACUCCUCGGACACCAAUUUAAAUCUUUAUGUCCAGAACUCCUUUCUCCAAUCCAGAGAUGAGGUUCCACCAUUCUUGCCCAGACUGGUUUCGAACUCCUGGACUCAAGCGAUUUGCCUGCCUCGGCCUCAAAAAGUGCUGGGAUUACAUGCAUGAGCCACCACACCCGGACCCUCUCUCUUAAAUAGUGGCCCUUUUGCCUCUCUGCAACACAGGAAAAAUUCUGUUAGCCUGCAUCAGAAGGAGUGGCAUGGAGGCUUUGGAGUUAAGAAGAUUUAAUUCAAAUUAUGUGUCCGGUGCCUGCCAGCAAUGAGACCUUGGUAAGGUUUCUUAACCUCUCUGAGCUGGGACCAUACCUUCUGCGUUGGUUUAAUAUAAAGGUUAAAUGCAUGUAAAUAAAUGACUUCUAAAAUAAAUAACAUUCUAAAAUGUUAGUAACAACUAAAUACAAUAUUUAGAUCUUGUGAGGAUUUGAUUUGAAUAAAUAAGAUUUUUUUAAAAGACA